AUGAUUACUAUGGAUAAUUCAAAACAAUAUCUUUCAUAUCAAUCUACUGAAAUCAUGCAUACAAAAACAAAAAUUUUAACAAAAAAAUCUCGAAGAAAACAAACUUUGCGUCGUUUUGGAGCUCGAUGUUUACCAUCAUUAGCAACGAAUACAGUUAAAAUGGUUGUUGCAACAUUACAAAUAGGUUCAACAACAAAUGAUGAUAUUAUUGAAGAUGAAGAACAAGAUGAUGAUACAUUUUCUAUUGGACAACAAGUUCAAGCACACAUUCCAGAUAUUGUUUUAAAUAAUUUAAACGAUUUAAUUGAUCAAAAAGGAAAUAUUUUAAUUCCCAGUGAACAUAUGUAUAAUAGAAUAACAUUAUUAUUUCUUGAUGUAUCUGGUUUUACAUCAUUAACUGAACAAUAUUCAAAUGAUGCACAUUUAGGUAUUGAUCAAUUAACACACACAUUAAAUUUAUAUUUUGAUAAACUUGUUUCACAAAUUUUAAUAUAUAAUGGUGAUAUUUAUAAAUUUGCUGGUGAUGCUAUACUUGCUUUAUGGACUAAUGAAUUCAAUGGACCAGAACAAGCACUAAAAUGUGCAUUAUGUUUACAAGAAAAAUGUGGAUCAUAUGAAACAGAUGUGGGAGUUGUAUUACGUCUUAAAGUCGCACUUGCAUAUGGACCUGUACGUGCAUUAUUUGUUGGUACAGAUGAAUUUAAACAUUAUAUAUUAGCGGGUGAUUGUGUUAAAGAUGUUAAUAUAUGUGAACAAUUAUGUGAACCAGGAGAUAUUAUUAUAACAAAAGCAGUUUAUGAACAAGUUCAAUCAGCAAAACUCAAUUGUGAAUUUAUAUCGAUUAAAGAUGAUAUUAAUGGAAAAGAUCAACAUAUUGCUGUAAAAUAUUCUGAAUCAAUAGAUGAUAAUCAUCGUCGAACGAAAAUCAAUGAUAAAAUAAAUACUUCAAAUCAAGAAAUAUCUAAUGAUACUCAUCUAUCUGACCAUGAUAAUAUUCUCAAUCAUCAAUCAUCUUCAUUAAUAACGGAUUUAAUUGAUGAAGAAUUUUACAAUAAAAUAGAUAGUCUAAUGAAAUCGUUUUUACUUCGUUGUGUAUAUCAACGUAUUGAACGUCAACAAUCUUUAGAUUAUUUAAGUGAAUUACGUCGUGUAACAAUAACAUUUAUUAAUCUUGAUAUAUCAAAUGAACAAUAUACAAAUAAGAAUCUUUGUCAAAAUGUUCAAAAAGUUUUUAUACAAAUAUAUGAAUUAGCAAAAAUGAUGGGUGGUGUUCUAACAAAAGCAUUAUUAUUUGAUAAAGGUUGGUCAUUUUUAUGUGUUUUUGGUUUACCUGGUUAUAAACAAGGUGAUGAUACAGCAAAUGCACUUAAAUGCGCUCAUAUGAUGCAUUCAACAAUGCAUAAACAAUGUCAAUUUAUUGAUAAAUGUUCUAUUGGCGUGGCAACAGGUCUUACUUAUUGUGGUGUUGUUGGACAUAUUGCACGUUGUGAAUAUACAGUUAUUGGUCGUAAAGUAAAUAUGGCUGCACGUCUAAUGUGUAAUUAUCCAAAUAUAAUAUCAUGUGAUCAAGAAACAUAUUAUAAUUCACAUUUAAAUAGUCGAUGUUUUCAAAUAUUACCUGAUAAAAUAUUAAAAGGUAUGCAUAAUGUUGGAAUUAUUUGGCAAUAUGGUGGUCAUUUAGAUAAUAUACAAAUUCAAAAUAAUCAAAUAAUUGAACAAAAUAAAAAUAUAAUAAAUGAUAUUAGACAUGAAAAUUAUCCAUUAUUAGGGCGAAGAAUUGAAUUAAUGAUUGUUGCUACACAAAUUAUGUUAUUAGAUGAACCUUUAAAUAGUUCAAAUAGACGAAGAGAUCUUGCAGCUAUUAUAUUUGAAGGUGAUGAUAAAAUUGGUCGAAGUCGUUUAUUACAAUUUAUUGCGGAUUCAUUUGAAAAUUCAAAUAAUGAAAAUAAUAUUAUAGGUAUGUCUAGUUACGACAAUACUUACAUUCCUCAUGAUUCAACAAUACCUAAUAAUAUGUCUAUAAUAACAAAUGAUAAUCAAACACAUCGUUUAUCAUUAUUAAAUCUUUAUAGUAAUGAAUAUUCAACAACGAAAAAAUCAAUAAUACGUGUUAUUAAAUAUUGUUGUCAAUUAGAACAACGUUUUAAUGAAUUUAGUUUACUUCGUUCAUUAUUACGACAAUUAUUACAAUUUCAUAAUAAUGAUAAAACACAAUAUGAACGUGAACAAUAUCUAUUAAAAUUAUUUGAUAUAAAUAAAUCAAAUGAUUUAUAUUUAAGACGAAAUUUAUUUUUAUUAAAUGAUUUACUUGAUGUUAGAUUUCGUCGAAGUCCUAUUGAAACAGAAAAUACGAACGAAAAAAAUUUUGUUCGAACAUAUGAAACAGAUAUUAAUGAAUUAUUAUUACAUAUAUUAAAUCAACUUAUUGAACCAUCAGUAACUACUAAUGAAAUCAAUACAAAUACAGUACUUGCAUUAAGUCCAUCCUGUUCGCAACUGAGACUUUCCACAAGUUCAAUGUCUACUUUACCUAUUUCUCCUAUACCAACAGUAUCGAAAAUUUUAUUUAUUAUUGAUGAUAUUCAUUUUGCUGAUGAAAGUUCACUUAAACAUUUACUUACAUUAGGUAGUCAUAGUAAAUGUUUAUUAAUUCUUUCAAUGAAACCACCGAAUAAUAAUAAUAGUGAUCGACCAGCUUCAAAUACAUUACAAUCAAUAAGUACAGAUUCACGUGUUUAUCUUCGAAGAUUACCUGGACUUGAAUUACGUUAUCUGGCUACACUUGGUAUUCCAGGUUUUUGUGAACAAAUUCUUUUUGAUUUGUUACGUAAAGAUAAAAUUUAUAUUACAAAUAAUAUUGAAACUUGUGAUGAAGAUCUAAAUUUAAUUGAAGGUGAUGCUGAUAAACUUCUUGUUAAUUCAUCAAUAAAAACUAGUUUAUUUAAAACAUUAUUUUCACGUCGUAAACAAAUCAUAGAUGACGAACAAUAUAAAACGGAACGUAUUUUUUCACGUAUAUGUCUUUUACGUGAUCCAGCGGCUAAUGAUUUUAUUGCUCAUUGUCAACAAAAUUUUCAAAAUUAUAUUAUGUGUCGUAUAGAUCGUUUAUCCGAAGGUGAAAGUUUACUUGUUAAAAUAGCUGCUGUUAUUGGUAAUACAUUUUCUCGAACAUUUUUAUGGCAAUUAGUUGAUCCACAAUCAAAAAAAUUAAUUAAUAUUAAUUCAUGUAUAUUAGAUAUGAUGCAACGAACAGUUAUUGAAUGUGCAUAUCAACAACAACAAAUUCAUAAAACACAUUCAAUUAAAUGUUUUUGUUUACAAAAUCCAGGUGGUUUUCCAUCUCAAUGUCGUCUUAUGUCAUUUACACAUGUAUCAAUACGUGAAGGAAUAUAUAAUUCUUUAACAGAUAGUUUAAAACGUACAUUAAUACGAAAUGCAAUUGAUUAUUUAGAAAAACAAUGUACAAUUGUUUGUUUAACAUGUGGACCACGAAAUAAUAAUCCAUUUUUUGUACAAAAAGAAGAUGGUCUUACAAGAAGUAUUAAAACAAGUAAUCAACAUGCAUUUGUUGAUAUUGUUAAAAUGGCAGCAUUAAAAGAAAUUGAAAAUACAAUAAAACAAUCAAUGAGAUUACGUUCAAUGAGUUCACCAGCAAAACCAAGAUCAAAUACAUCAGCAAAUUUACCAAAAGGAUCAAUUAUAACACUCAUUGGAAAUUCAAAUAGAAAUAAUAAUAAUAGCUUUAACAAGAUUCAAGAAAAACGUCGUAAUAGUUAUGAUGUUACUGGAUUUAAUUUGCAGCGUGCAAGACGUUCUCAAUCUCCAUUUUUUACACUUGUUGAAGAUGAUUUCGAAACAAAAAUCGAUCAAUCAAUACGUCAUGAAUCAAGUGAUUCAAAUUCAACUUUAAUUAGUGUUUAUCCAUAUAAAAAUAAUGCAUCAGAAUCUAUAUCAUCACCUAUGAAAAAAGAUAUACAACGAUCAUCAUCAUCAUCAUCAUCAAAAUCAAAUCAUAUUUUUACUGUAUUUAGAUUAUCCAAACGACGAUUUAUCAGUUCAUCUUCAUCAAAAACCCCAUUAUUAAAAAGAAUUGAUAGAUCUGUGAUAGAAGAUAAACCAAAUGAAAAUGAAACAAUUAUAGAAUCAAGACGAAAAAGCAAAGAAGAUAAAUCUCAUCGUUUUAGAACUUUUUGUCGACAUAUUUUCUGUCAAUUUGUACCAUUAAAUUCAAAUUCAUCGGUCAUUAUAGAAGUUAAUAAUCAAUCUACGAAAAAUUCGCUUGACAAUUCAAUACCAGACACUAAGAUAAUUGCAACAUUAAAUAAUACUUCACAGAAAAGUGAAAUUUUACAAAAACGUUCAUCUCAUUGGCGAAAAGUUCGUCAAGCAUUAAUAGCUUCGUCAAAUAAAGUUCUUCAUGCUUGUCCAAGUGAUGAUGAAUUACUUGAACAACCAAUGUUAUCGUCUGAAUUAAUGAAUAGAAUUCUACAUGAUCUUAAUUGUUUAAAUCAACAAAUAUAUCGUAUACGAACAUUUCAAAAUCUUUAUGAACAAUCUCUUUUAUUUCAUAUGUUUCAAUCAUAUGUACAAUAUAAAACUUUAAUUGAAUAUGUUUAUGAAACAAAACAAAAAGAACAAGAUAUAUUUAAUUUAAAUAAAUAUUUAAAUGAAUCUACAAUUUAUAAUGAUUUACGUAUAUGUCAAUGUGCUGAUUAUGCUUUAACUAUUUAUAUAAAAUUAGUUGAAUAUCAUACAAAUCUUUAUAAUAUGUAUGAAAAAUUAUUGGAUGAUAAACGUGAUUAUUUACGUCGUAAACAAUUUGAUCGAAUUAUUUAUUAUCGUAUUGAAAUUUGUCAAUUAUUAUUACGUUCAAAUUGUUUACAACGUUUACUUGUUGAAAUUGAAAAUGGUCGAAAAUUUUUCAAUCAAUUUCAAUAUGAUAUAAUUAAUAAAGAUGAUUAUUUUUAUAAAUAUCAAUAUAUUCUCACUAAAUAUACAUAUAAUCUUUUUGAAGCUAUUGUUUUACAACGUACAAGAUCAAUAUAUGAUGCUAAAUUAUUAUGUGAACAAAGUUUAGAAGAAUUAAAUGAUAUUAAUCAAAAACAAUUAUGGGAUAAUUUAAUAUUUAAUACUGAUUUAUUAAAUUGUUCAACAGCUAAAGAAAAACGAGUACAAUAUGAACAAACGAAAGAUUAUUUAUUUGAUAGAAGUUUUAAUUCUCAAACAUCACAGUCUGAUCAAUUACAUAUUUUUAUCGAAAAAUAUCGUCUUGAAUAUUUAAUAUGUCAAUAUCAUCUUCUUCGAUAUCAACUUUCUCGUGAUCAAUCAAUUGAAUCAAUAAAUACUUUAAUUAAUUUACAAUAUCAUACAUAUCCAAUAUCAUUUUCUCUUCCAUGUACAAUAAUUUUAAUUGAAUAUUUUUAUUGUCAAAUGAAUUAUAAUCAAUGUUUAAUACUUAUUAAUAAACUUAUUACAUUUUGGUGGUCACAUAUAACAUCACGUGAAAAACUUGAAUUAGGUAAAUUAAAAAGUUUAUCGUUAAUUAUUGAAUUAAAACAAGGUUCACUUGAAUCAGCUAUAUUAUCAGGUUAUUUUGCUAAACGUUUAUUAACUGGCUAUCAUGAAAAUAUAUUUCUUAUUGAAACAUGUAUACAUUUAACAUUAGCAUUAAUUGGUGAAAUGCGUAUAUCAAAUAUUGAAUUAAUUUUACAACAUUUAGAAUAUCUAAGUGAACAAACAAUGAAUUCUUAUGCUAAAUUAUGGUAUUAUAUAUUAGUUAUUGAUGUUGCUAUUGAACUUGGCUAUGAACUUAUGCCAAUAACAAUAGAUUUUCUUGAAAAUAUAACAAAAUAUCGUAAAAAACUUCUUACAGGACCAAAUCAACGAAGUUUAUUAGUUUUUUAUAGUGAUUGCACAUUAGCACAAAUUUAUAUACGAUUAGGAAAAAUAAAUAUGUCAAAAAUACAUUUUCAACUAGUAAUACAUCAAAUAAAAUAUGAUCAAAUGCAUUUAUCAAAUAUUGAUUUUCGUUUUAAACGUGGUCUAUUAAAAUUAAUUGAAACACAAUUAUUAUAUUGGUAUCAUACAAGAGAAUAUGACGAAAAUAUACCAAAAGAUUAUUUUUUAUUAAAUGCUAUUGAAAAUACUCUUGAUGAUAAUUUAAUUCCAUGGAAUAGAACAAGAUAUUUUAUUUAUCAAGCUUAUUAUGAUAGACUUAUUAAUGAUUAUAAACGAAAACAACAAUAUUCUAUUGAUAAUGAUUUCAAUUGGAAAUUAAGUUUACAAGAAGCAGAAAUCAAUGCUAUUAAACUUGAUCUUGAAUGGAUUCAACGAUUACGAACUGCAUGGUUGCAUCCAAUAUCUGAACAAAUAUCUUUACAAAUCAAUCAAUCUAUAUCUGUUGAACGUCCACGCACAUCUUCCGCAAUGACAAGUAAAUCAACUAAUCGACCUUUUAUUCGACCAUCUAUACCUCAUAUAAAAACAUCAUCAAAAAUCGAAAAAUAUCCUGAUGAACAAUCAACUAUAACUAUUCAUAAUUAUUCUCAUCAAAAAUUUGUUGAUUGGCGUUUAUUUUUAACUAAUAACAGUUUACCAAAAUUCCAACUUUAUAUUCUUCCGGUGAGGGUGUGA
This is a messenger RNA of Rotaria sp. Silwood2, 6633 nucleotides long. The record is from the annotation of a GenBank genome assembly. Lineage: Eukaryota; Metazoa; Rotifera; Eurotatoria; Philodinida; Philodinidae.